Molecule: messenger RNA, 2013 nt
Organism: Lolium rigidum
Lineage: Eukaryota; Viridiplantae; Streptophyta; Magnoliopsida; Poales; Poaceae
Product: FBD-associated F-box protein At4g10400-like
Exons: 4
Coding region: 1-1818 (605 amino acids)
Molecular function (GO): protein binding
Source: RefSeq, a predicted model, not a curated record
AUGCGUCUGUCGCAGAUGAACGGCGGCGCCCGCUACUCCCCCGAGUGCGCCGACAACGACAUGACCUUCGACCCCAACGCGUCGUUCUCGUUGGAUUCGGUGCCGAGGGGCAGCAGCGCCUUUGACUUGGGCAUGGACCUGAACUCGUCGCCUGACCUCACUACAAGAAAAUCGCCCCAAAGCCAAAGGCCCAAACCCUCCUUCUCCCCUUCCUCCUCCGCGUGCUGUGCGGCCGCCUCAAUCGCCAUGUCCUUCCCCACGACCGGCGGCCCCGUCGGAGAGGACACGACGAUGCCUCCGACGAUGCUGCACGGGCUGGCACCGGAGACGCGGAGCACUGAAGACGAAGCGCGCCUCAUGUUCCUCUACGCCUUCCUCCCCAAGCCGCCCGUCUCCACAUCCCCUUCCCUCUUCUGCGCCGCCGCCGCCGACGACGACGACGACAAGAACGACCGCGUCAGCCGCCUCCCCGACGAUCUCCUCCUCCGCGUGGUCUCCCUCCUCCCCGCCAAGGACGGCGCGCGCACCACCGUGCUAUCCUCACGCUGGCGACACCUCUGGCGCUCCGCCCCGCUCGUCCUCGUCGACACCCACCUCCUCCGCGGCGAGCGCCGGCCCGCCCGCGCAGGCGCCGCCUCGCGCGCCGUCACCAGCGCCGUCUCCGCCGCCCUCGAGUCACACCCCGGGCCCUUCCCCUUCGCCAGCCUCACCUGCAGCUUCAUGAACACCGCCGACCGCCGCCUGCUCGCGCGCUGGUUCCAGCUCCUCGCCACCAAGGGCGUCGACGAGCUCGUCUUCGUCAACCGCCCCUGGUCCGUGCGCGGCCUGCGCCUCCCUGCCUCGCUCUUCAGCUGCGCCUCGCUCUGCCGCCUCUACAUCGGCGCCUGGGCGUUCCCGGACACCACCGCGCUCCCGCGCGGCGUCGCCUUUCCCAACCUUCACCAGCUCGCCCUUGGCUGUGUCGUCAUGGAGGACAAAGACCUCGACUUCGUGCUCGCCGUCAGCCCCGUGCUGGAGAUCCUCUCGCUCUUCGGAAGCCUCACCCCGUUGCGCGCUCGGCUCACGAACCACAGCCUACGGUGCGCGCAAUUCUGCUUGUCCAGCCUGGAGGAGGUCGCCGUGAUGGACUCCCCAAGCCUGGAGCGCUUCUUCCUCUGGAGAAAUUGGAAUGAGCGGCACGUCAAAAUUAGCGUCAAGAUUGGCCAUGCCCCCAAGCUGCGUGUGCUGGGAUACCUGGAGCCAGGAGUGCAUAUGCUGCAGAUCGGUAACACCAUCAUCAAGGCUGAAACAAAGGCGAGCACACACACCACUGUGUCAAGCGUCCAGAUGUUGGCUGUCCAACUGCAAUUUGGACUCCGCAGUGAAGUCAAGAUGCUUCCCAGCUUCCUCAAAUGCUUUCCUAGGGUUGAGACGCUGAUUGUCGAGUCUCUGGUACUUCGCGAUCCCACUAGCAGCAACCUUAGUCAGAAGAUCUGGCGGAAGACAAGUUCUAUUGAGUGUGUCCAAUCACACCUCAAGACUCUGGCUUUCCAUGAGGUACAAGGGGAUCAUAACGAGUUCGAUUUCCUCAUGUUUAUCGCGGAGAAUGCGCCGAAGCUGGAAAGGAUGUUCAUCGUGAUGAAAAAUGGCCUAACAGACACUGAGAGGCAAGUGGUGGUUGCCAGAGUGGGGGCUCUUUAUUCUACUAAUUGGGCUAGCAAGGACUGCAAAGUGCAAUUGAAGAUGAGUUGCUAUCCUAUAGGAGGUGGUUCUUGGAGCCUCCAAGCGGGAUCAGAUUUGUCAGUUGAUGAUCCUUUUGAGGCCUUUCCUGAAGACUAGGCCCUAUUGUGUUGUGUUGUGUUGCAGUAGGCACUGGUUUCAGGUGUAGGAGUAUGCUCUCUGAGGACUAGACAAAGUUGCAUUUUGUUGACAGUCCUGUUGGGCAGGGUUCUACUUCUAGUAGCUGCUUUAUUUGCUAAAUUUAUAUGUAAUAUAUUCUAUGGAGACUCUGGCUGCAGUUGCCGCUAUCUUAAU